AUGCCGAGCGAGAGACGGGUGCCAGCAAGAUUUGAACGUAGAUUUCCCUCCAGAAUAGUGGAAUAUAAAGGGCCGAUUAUAACUAGGGACGAACACCUUGGUGGGGUAAGAGACGUGGAAGACACCCCGAAACACGAAACCAUGGAGCGAUUCCUCCAUACAUCAGUCCUAUUCACGAAGAAUAGAGUAGCUUCAGCCUACAUCAGUACAGCAUACUGGCCGAACGAUAUUUACUCGACGGUGCGGCGUUCACAAGAAAACGUGCGCGAUGCAACUCUUCGGUUUACCAUUAAAUACGGUGAGCUAGAGGAGAACAUGGAGAGGGAACUGUAUGCCAAGCGGAGACGCCACUGGGAACCAGACGUACAAUUACAGGAGAGCGUGGAGAGGGAGCUGUAUGCCAAACGGAGACGUCAUUGGGAACCAGACGUACAAUUACGUAUGGAGACUAGGAGAACCAACCCAGAGUACGGAAGGAGCGGCAUGACGGCAACUAUCUCCAAAUUAUACAUAGACGAGAUGAAAAACAUGUACCUUGAGGUAAUUUUGAACCAUAAUGAGACAGACCUGCUGAUAUACCACGCACCAGAGAUAGCGCACGGGAAGAGGCAUGAAGGGUUACUAUUUUAUCCCAACCCGGAUAAUACAGGUUAUGAAUUCACGGAGCGAAUGUUGAAGGAAAAGAGGCUGAGCAGGAGCUUAACAGAUGAGGAGUGCUCCAGACGUCGAAGAGCUUUGAAGCUUUUAUGUCAUCUGAAGGGUGAGAGCGAAGAGGACUUGGGGGACCAGGGAACUAUACCACUAGAAGUGGGCUCCAAUACUAAUCCUCAACAGGCUAAGGUCUUAGAACAUCUUAAGGACCAACGGAACCAAGUGAUUUUCGCCCAGGCUCCUGCGGGAACUGGGAAAACUCAUACUAUUGCGUUAUAUCUUUCAGCACUUCUAAAGCAUUUUACUUCCACCGACUUCGUAGCGAUUGGUCUUGUUACCGCACCCACCAACUUGGCUGUCCAGAAUAUCGUUAGAGAGCUUUGUAAAAUCAAUAAAGGAGAGAUUCAUCCGGGAGAAAUCUUAGUAAUGCAAUCACCAUUGGCAGAUCGA
This is a messenger RNA of Enterobius vermicularis (human pinworm), 1101 nucleotides long. The record is from the annotation of a GenBank genome assembly. NCBI's taxonomy places the organism in Eukaryota, Metazoa, Nematoda, Chromadorea, Rhabditida, Oxyuridae.